UACACUAUCCAAAUUCAACAAAAUCAACUUACGCUAAUAAUUCCUCAACCAAAUGUCGUACCUCAUUCAGUAGCCACAAGUAAUCAGCAUGCUGCAGCCCAACGAUCUAAAUAUAGUCAAUUAUGGGGUCUUGCAAGACAAGCAACACAGCUUGCAGUGGAGUGUGAUGAUGAUAAGAUAGCCCAAUGGCUAAGAAUAUUUAUCAAUCAAAAGAAGCAGUUUCUCGAAAACAAAAGAUCAUCUGAUAAGGUUAAUGAAAGUGAGGAAGAGGAUAGUUCAACAAUCGCCAACUCACCAGUCAUCAAACAUAGAGGGAGGCCUAAAACCAAGCAAUAUAAAUCUGCUAUAGAGAAUGCACAACAACAACCAUAUACUUGUCGAACCUGUG
Molecule: messenger RNA, 388 nt
Organism: Dentiscutata heterogama
Lineage: Eukaryota; Fungi; Glomeromycota; Glomeromycetes; Diversisporales; Gigasporaceae
Source: the annotation of a GenBank genome assembly